CGUCACCAUACUACGUCACACGCAGAGUGGGGAAACUCCACUGUUGUUAUCAUGUCGCAGUACUGUAUUAUUCAAGGAUGUAAAUCACGCAGAGCUCGAGAAUGUGACUCAAUGGUAACAUUUCAUUGCUUUCCGACUGAUAAAGACCUACAAGAAGAAUGGUUAAAGAAGACCCGGAAAGACAGAAAGCCAGAUUUCAAGGUUACAUCAAAUACAAGGGUGUGUUCCAAGCAUUUCGCUGGAGACUGUUUCUGGUGGAACGAAAGAAUUCGCAGGACAUGUCUGAUUCCAGGAAGUGUCCCCCAUAUCUUUCCAUGGAACAAAGUCUCAUACCUGACAAUCCCUCUUACAAACCAGAAAGGUGAGGCGGCUGGAAAUGUAACAAUUGAGGUCACAGAAUCCACAGAAGAAGAAGCUGACUUGCAACCGGAGAUAGUUGUCACAUCUGCACCGUAUGCUGACCACGACUACAUACAUUUGUCUCCACCUUUGGAAGAGCAGCUGAUGGCAGCACGACAGGAGAUUUCCAGGCUUACUGAGGAAAAGAAAAUGCUUUUGGAAUCACGCUUUUGUCUGCAACGAUUCCAGGACGAUGCCAGGCUUUUGUAUUUUUACACUGGAUUUCAGGACUAUGGUACGCUAAACUCUGUCUACUUGUCCCUGGAGCCCACUGCAGAGCGCUUACAGAGGUGGAGCCAGGCACAGACAGUGACGGGGCAGGAGAUGAGCAGGGCGGCAUUACAGGCAGAAAACUUGUCUUUGAUCGAUCAGUUCUUUCUCUUCCUCUGCCGUGUAAGAGAGGGGGCGUCUGAGGAAUCCCUGGCAGAGCGUUUUCAUGUCUCACCGUCGACAGUCAGUAGAGUGGUGACUACUUGGGCCAAUUACCUGUUUUUCAUGUUGGGGUCGUUGCCCGUGUGGCUCCACAGAUCAGCUGUAAGUGAAAUGAUGCCACAGUGCUUUAAAGACACCUAUCCAAGAACGAGGGUUAUCUUGGACUGCACGGAGGUCCACAUGGAGCGGGCCAGCUCAAAGAAGGUCAAUCCUGAGAACUAUUCAAACUACAACGGCUCCACCACCUUGAAGGGCUUGAUGGGUGUGAGCCCCUCUGGAGAAAUCACAUUUGUGAGCAGCCUGUAUGAAGGGUCGAUCUCUGCGGAGGAAAUAACAAAACGCUCUGGGAUCUUGUCCCUGCUGGAGGAGGGGGAUGAGGUGAUGGCUGAUAACAGUUUCCUCAUUAGUGAUCUGCUGUCAGCCAUCAAUGUGUCUCUUGUCUCGCCGCCAUUUCUGAAUCAGAGGAGAAAGUCCAUCAAGCAGGAAGCUUCCACCACUCAAAGUAAUGCAAAGUUAAGAAUUCAUGUAGAGAAAGCCAAACAAAGAAUGAAGCAAAACCGUAUCUUUAAUAGAGUUCUUCCCCAUUCCCACCUGGGGACAGUUAACCAGUUGUGGUAUGUGUGUGCCAUGCUGGCUAAUUUCCAAGUGCCUCUCUCUUAACCCACAGCCCUUCUCACACAUGAACUCCUGACAGUUUGACUUGCCUGUUCACCCGUUGGUCAAAGCGGGAGUUCUUCACUGUCGAGCAGGGCAUGGUGUAAAAUGCACA
Labrus bergylta (ballan wrasse) is the source of this 1600-nucleotide messenger RNA. RefSeq lists its product as uncharacterized. Lineage: Eukaryota; Metazoa; Chordata; Actinopteri; Labriformes; Labridae. The record is from RefSeq and is a predicted model, not a curated record.